Molecule: messenger RNA, 1825 nt
Organism: Pseudomassariella vexata
Lineage: Eukaryota; Fungi; Ascomycota; Sordariomycetes; Amphisphaeriales; Pseudomassariaceae
Product: actin-like protein 2
Exons: 3
Coding region: 211-1386 (391 amino acids)
Biological process (GO): Arp2/3 complex-mediated actin nucleation
Cellular component (GO): actin cortical patch; Arp2/3 protein complex
Molecular function (GO): actin filament binding
Source: RefSeq, a predicted model, not a curated record
AGCACACCUCCAGUUCUAGCUUUGGGGCGCAACUUAGUCGAGGCUGUGCAACUUGGUAGCAACCAGCCAAGACCGCAACUCCAAGGUGGGACCCCGCCAUCAUCAAGCUACCAGGCAACUCAAUCCCACGAUACCGACGAGUAAAUCGACUUUGGAGGUAGCCUCUCUCAAUCCCAACCUCCCCUUCGCGCCGGCUGCCUGUCAUAAAUCAUGGCGUCUUCUCCGCCCAUCGUCCUCGACGGUGGAACUGGUUUCCUCAAGGUCGGUUACGCCGCGCAAAACUUCCCCGAGUUCCAAUACCCCUCGAUCAUCGGCCGGCCAAUCCUGCGAACGGAAGAAACGAGCAGCGACAAUGACAUCGUCAUCAAGGACAUCAUGUGCGGCGACGAGGCGGCGGCCGCUCGCACCAUGCUCCAGAUUAGCUACCCCAUGGAGAACGGCAUCGUCAAGAAGUGGGAUGACAUGCAGCACCUGUGGGACUACACGUUCUUCGAGAAGAUGAAGGUUGAGACCAGCGGACGCAAGAUUCUCCUGACAGAACCGCCCAUGAACCCCCUGAGGAACCGAGAGCAGAUGUGCGAGGUCAUGUUUGAGCGGUACCAGUUUGGUGGUGUUUACGUGGCUAUUCAGGCUGUGCUGGCACUCUACGCCCAAGGUCUCAGCUCUGGGGUGGUCGUCGACUCAGGCGACGGCGUCACCCACAUCGUGCCCGUCUACGAAUCCGUCGUGCUCAACCACCUAACCCGCCGCCUCGACGUCGCCGGCCGCGACGUAACUCGGAACCUCAUCGCGCUGCUGCUCCGCCGCGGCUACGCCCUCAACCGCACAGCCGACUUCGAAACAGUGCGCCAGAUCAAGGAGAAGCUCUGCUACGUGUCGUACGACCUGGAACUCGACAAGCGCCUUAGCGAGGACACGACGGUCCUGGUCGAGAGCUACACCCUGCCCGACGGUCGCGUCAUCCGCGUCGGCAGUGAGCGCUUCGAGGCCCCCGAGUGCCUCUUCCAGCCACACCUCGUCGACUGCGAGCAGCCGGGUAUCGCCGAGUUCCUCUUCAACACCAUCCAAGCCGCCGACGUCGACGUGCGCUCAUCCUUGUUCAAGGCCAUUGUGCUCUCGGGCGGGAGCAGCAUGUAUCCCGGCUUGCCGUCGCGGCUCGAGAAGGAGCUCAAGCAACUGUGGCUUACACGCGUGCUGGGCGGCAAUCCGGAGCGCUUGAGUAAGUUCAAGGUGCGGAUAGAGGAUCCCCCUCGUAGACGGCAUAUGGUUUUCUUGGGAGGUGCAGUGCUGGCAAAUAUCAUGGCGGAUAAAGAGAGCAUGUGGAUCACUAAGCAGGAGUGGGAGGAGCAAGGUUCCAAGGUGCUUGAGAAGUUAGGCCCGCGAUAGUGAAUCCAGGGGUCGUUGUUUGUGGGAUAGAAUUAUGACUUGUGAAGUUUGAGCCGAUAUGUUAAAAAGUAUGUCAUGACCAAGACCAUGCUUUGUCUUGCGGACUCGAUGAGAGCUGCAGUGCAGGGGUACAUGAUUCCCACUGAUACCAUCAGUUGGACAAGUAUGCUUCUGUUGAUGCCCCUUUCAUUGACACGGCAUUUCAUGACUACACCUGCUCUCCAAACUCUACAGUUCCGGUACAACGAUCGAGUGUGGGCCGAUCGAUAGGUUAUGGCUGUGUUCAUGAUGAAACUAUGUACUCGAUUCGACCUGGAUAAUGUCAAAUAUGACUGAUUCAAGUUGCAACUGUUCGACAUCGUAGAUGUCCACGGGAGAGAUGGACAGCCACACUUUGCACCAGCCACAAAUCUAGACUCAAGCUUCAACCUUACUCGUC